AGGCUUGAGGCCUUAAUUAAUAAGCCCACAAUUUUAUAGCGUUGGAUUGAGUCAGCCCAAUUGGUAGCAACUGACUGCCUCAUAAGUUAACACACUUUGCCAUGCAUCCCUCCCUCCCAAAUAACCGUUUGCCCUCUCUCUCUCUCUCUCUCCGUGUUUUUCUUUCUUCUCUGGAAUCUGUAGAAUCAAGCAAACUGCAAACACGCCUUCAAUUUGAUGGAGAUAAGGACAUUGAAAGUUAGCAAUGUCUCCCUAGCUGCAACGGAACAUGAUUUAAAGGAUUUCUUUUCCUUCUCCGGUGAAGUUGAAUACAUUGAAAUUCAAGGCGACAACGAGAGGUCUCAGGUUGCAUAUGUUACCUUCAAGGAUUUCAAGGGGGCAGAAACUUCAGUGCUUCUUUCGGGAGCAACAAUUGUCAAUCAGUCCGUUACCAUAGAUCUGGCUCCAGAUUACAAGCUUCCAGCUGCUGUGGCUUCAGCACUUCCGACUGCAACGGAAAAUGUAAGUCCUGGUGGUGUGCAAUCUGCUGUACACAAUGCAGAGGAUGUCGUGAGCAGCAUGCUCGCCAAAGGAUUCAUUUUGGGAAAAGAUGCGAUCAACAAGGCAAAGGCCUUUGAUGAGAAACACCAGCUUAGUUCCACUGCGACGGCCACAGUUUCUGCUUUGGACCAAAAGAUUGGUUUCACUGACAAACUUAAUGCUGGCACAAGCAUGGUAAAUGAUAAGGUGAAGCAAAUGGAUGAAAGGUUUCAGGUUUCUGAGAAGACCAAGGUUGUGUUUUCAGCUGCAGAGCAAACGGUCAGUAGUGCUGGAUCUGCAAUCAUGAAGAAUCAUUACAUAUUAACUGGGACAUCGUGGGUAACCGGUGCUUUUAAUAGGGCUGCCAAGGCAGCAACUGAAGUGAGCCAAAAGACAAUUGAUAAGGUUUCAGCUCAGGAAGAGGGUGGAAGGAAAGUGGAAGGAAGUGGUCCGGUCCAUUAGUGAGCCAAUCCUCCGACAUCUGCCAUGCUAGCUACUAAAAAGCAACCUUCCCAGCCUAGCACAGAAUCAGGGGUUCAUCGUCUCAUUUGCGUAAGCUUUGAAGUACUGGCAAAUAUAAUUGAUACUUUCUUCUACAAUUACACGGUUAGUAGCAGCAGCAGCAGUACCACUUUCCUGUUUGUUUGGAAUUAGAAGUUGUAAUUUAGAAUAGGAGGGAUUGCUGGUCCGUGUGAUUUUCUUAUGAAUGACAAUUUUGA
Messenger RNA from Malus domestica (apple), 1238 nucleotides. Its product is annotated as binding partner of ACD11 1-like. The record is from RefSeq and is a predicted model, not a curated record. Lineage: Eukaryota; Viridiplantae; Streptophyta; Magnoliopsida; Rosales; Rosaceae. Gene Ontology annotation, molecular function: RNA binding.